UGGGUCAGGGCCCGCGGCUCCUGGGCGCCCGCGGGCGGGGACUGAUCGGCACUGUCGCGGUCGCGGCGGGUGGACUUCGCUCCCUGGGACACGUUCGGAACUCCGCGGCGAAGAGCGGCUUCUUGGGGCCGCGAUGGGCAAGCUCGGGACUCUUCUCCCGCUCUUUGCAGCCAGAAGAAUUUACCACGAGUCUGCACAGUUUUAAGAAGAAGGUCUUUAAAAAAUCCAAAGCCUGUGGAGUUUGCAAACAAAUCAUUGAUGGUCAAGGGCUUUCGUGCAGAGCCUGCAAGUAUUCCUGCCACAAGAAAUGUGAAGCCCAGGUGGUGAUUCCCUGCUGUGUGCAAAUCCACCUGGAACAGGCCCCAGGGAGCUCCGCACUGUCUUCUUCUCUGUGCUGUGAUAAGCCUUCUCGGCUUGCAGCCCUAAGCCCCACCAUGGAGGAUGGUCAUGAGCUGGACCUCACCUACAUCACAGAGCGCAUCAUUGCCGUGUCCUUCCCUGCUGGCUGCUCAGAAGAGUCUUACCUACUCAAUCUGCAGGAGGUCACUCGCAUGCUCAAGUCCAAGCAUGGCGACAACUACCUGGUAUUAAACCUUUCAGAAAAGAGAUAUGACCUUACAAAGCUUAACCCAAAGAUCAUGGAUGUGGGCUGGCCAGAGCUGCAUGCACCACCCCUUGACAAGAUAUGCACCAUAUGCAAGGCACAGGAGUCCUGGCUGAACAGCGACCCCCAGCAUGUGGUUGUCAUCCACUGCAGGGGCGGGAAAGGGCGCAUUGGAGUGGUCAUAUCAUCCUACAUGCACUUCACCAAUGUCUCGGCCAGUGCCGACCAGGCCCUCGACAGAUUUGCAAUGAAGAAGUUUUACGAUGACAAAGUUUCAGCUUUAAUGCAACCUUCCCAGAAACGGUACGUGCAGUUUCUCAGCGGGCUCCUGUCAGGGUCAGUGAAGAUGAAUGCCUCACCCCUGUUCCUGCAUUUCGUCAUCCUGCAUGGCACCCCUAAUUUUGACACUGGAGGAGUGUGCCGGCCCUUUCUGAAGCUCUACCAAGCCAUGCAGCCUGUGUAUACCUCGGGGAUCUACAAUGUUGGCCCAGAAAACCCCAGCAGGAUCUGCAUUGCCAUAGAGCCAGCCCAGCUGCUGAAGGGGGACAUCAUGGUAAAAUGCUACCACAAGAAGUACCGUUCGGCCACCCGCGAUGUCAUUUUCCGCCUGCAGUUUCACACUGGGGCCGUGCAGGGCUAUGGGCUUGUGUUUGGAAAGGAGGAUCUGGACAGUGCCUGCAAAGAUGACCGUUUUCCUGACUAUGGGAAGAUUGAGCUAGUCUUCUCGGCCACACCUGAGAAGAUCCAAGCAUGUGAGCAUCUGCACAACGACCACAGAGUAAUCGUGGACUAUAAUACAGCAGACCCGUUGAUCCGCUGGGACUCAUACGAGAACCUGAGUGCAGAUGGAGAAGUGCUGCACACGCAGGGCCCUGUUGACGGCAGCCUCUAUGCCAAGGUGAGGAAGAAGAGCUCCUCAGAUCCUGGCAUCCCUGGCAGCCCGCAGGCUGUGCCAACUGCCAGCAGCCCAGACCACAGUGACCACACCUUGUCCGUCAGCAGUGACUCAGGCCAUUCCACUGCUUCGGCCAGGACUGAUAAGACCGAGGAGCGCUCAGCCCCAGGAGUUCGGAGGGGCCUGAGUCCCCAGGAGAAGGCUGAGUUGGACCAGCUGCUCAGCGGUUUUGGCUUAGAAGAUUCCGGGAGCUCCCUCAAGGACAUGACUGAUGCUCGCAGCAAAUAUAGCGGGACACGCCAUGUGGUGCCUGCCCAAGUCCAUGUGAAUGGAGAUACCACCCUGAAGGACCGGGAAACAGAUAUUCUGGAUGAUGAGAUGCCCCACCAUGACCUGCACAGCGUGGACAGUCUGGGCACUCUCUCCUCCUCUGAAGGACCACAGUCAACCCACCUGGGUCCCUUCACCUGUCACAAGAGCAGCCAGAACUCCCUUCUGUCUGAUGGCUUUGGUAGCAAUGUUGGUGAAGAUCCGCAUGGUACCCUUGCUCCUGACCUGGGCCUUGGUGUGGAUGCCCUCUAUGAACGCGAGCGGACGUUUGGAAGCCGAGAGCCUAAGCAGCCACAGCCUCCACUGAGGAAACCCUCUGUGCCCACCCCUACGCAGGCUUAUGGGCCAAGCAGCUAUUCCACCCAGACCUGGGUUCGUCAGCAGCAGAUGGUGGCCGCUCAUCAGUACAGCUUUGCCCCCGAUGGGGAGGCCAGGCUAGGCAGCCAGGGUGCAGCAGACAGUUCCAGCCUUAACCAGACACAGCCCCGGCUUCCGGUCACCCCAACCCGUGGAACCAGUAGCAGAGUGGCCGUCCAGAGAGGCAUUGGCAAUGGGCCGAAUCCCCCUGACACACAGCAACCCUGUCCCAGCAAAGUAUUCCAGCCCAGGUUUCCAGAAGACAAGGUUGUGAAUGGGACCAGCCUGGACCUGAAUGCGGGCCCCUCCCCAGGCUCUCCCACCCUGGACAUAGACCAGUCUAUUGAGCAACUCAACAGGCUGAUCUUGGAACUGGACCCCACCUUUGAGCCCUACCCCACUCACAUUAACACCUUGAACAGCCUGGCCAAUGGCCCCACGUGUCCAGACGGCAUGGGAGGUGGGCUCCGGGCCAGCAGCAGGCUGCCUGACCCAGCCGAGGGCCCCAGUAGGAACACUGGGCGGCAAGGCCCCAUCAGUGAUGAUCCCCUGGGCGGAAGACUCCGGAAACGGAGCCUUGGACAGUAUGAUAAUGAUGCUGGGGGCCAGCUCUCCUUCUCCAAGUGUGGAUGGGGAAAGGCCGGCAUGGACUCAGCCACAAGCCUAGAGCCAUUUCCCUCUCCAGCAGACAUCAAAGAGACGAUGAUCACCGUAUAUCCCCCAGACCUCGACAUGAUCGAUGGUAGGAUUUUAAAUAGCAAGGAGUCUGCAUGUUCAACCCCAGCAUUUCCCGUGUCUCCAGAAACACCAUAUGUGAAAACAUCUCCACGCUACCCUCCAUUCAGCCCUCCUGAGCCCCAGACAAGCAGCCCGACCAGUCUGCACAAAGGAGGACGUGAACCACGAGGCUGCCCUGAGAUUCUCAGCCACACCGUGGGGAUGUCAGAGAGCCCCCUCGGACCCAAACCCACGAUGCUUAGGGCCGAUGUGCCCACAACACCCAGUUUCCAGCAGGCCUUUGCAUCUUCCUGUACUAUUUCAAGCAAUGGUCCUGGCCAGAGGAGAGAAAGCCAGCCUUCUGCAGAACGCCCAUGGGUGGAGAGCAGUCCCAAAUCCACUCUUUCCCUGCUGGGAAGCAAUCGGCCCUCUGGAAGUCCCCUUGGCACCAAUGAGUUCUCCAGCCCCGGAAAGGACUCCCCAGGCCUGUCCUGCUUCCCAUCCUCAGAGCUCCAGGCCUCUUUCCAUAGCCAUGAGCUGUCCAUGGUGGAGCCACAGGACUCUCUGGUCCCCACGAGCAGCCAGGCCUUCCUGGGCUUCAGCACCAACCCAGUAGGGAGUGGUCUUCCACCUGAUGAGGACCCAGGAGCUUUGCUGGCCAGUUCCCAUGGAGCAUCUCCAGCCCCUGGUCCCCCACUGACAACAGCAGGGCCUGCCGACAAUGGCUUCCUGUCCCACAAUUUUCUUACAGUGGCACCUGGACACGGCAGCCACCACAGUCCAGGCCUGCAGGGCCAAGGGGUGACCCUGCCUGGGCAGCCACCCCUCCCUGAGAAAAAGCGGGCCUCAGAGGGGGAUCGUUCUUUGGGAUCAGUUUCCCCCUCCUCUAGUGGUUUCUCCAGCCCACACAGUGGAAGCACCAUCAGCAUCCCCUUCCCAAAUGUCCUUCCAGACUUUUCCAAGCCUUCAGAAGGGGCCUCACCUUUGCCAGAUAGUCCAGGUGAUAAACUUGUGAUUGUGAAGUUUGUUCAAGACACUUCCAAAUUCUGGUACAAGGCAGAUAUUUCAAGAGAACAAGCCAUUACCAUGUUGAAGGACAAAGAGCCAGGAUCAUUCAUCGUUAGGGACAGUCACUCCUUUCGAGGAGCCUAUGGCCUGGCCAUGAAGGUUGCCACACCUCCUCCUUCAGUCUUGCAGAUGAACAAGAAAGCUGGAGAUUUGUCCAAUGAACUUGUUCGUCAUUUUUUGAUCGAGUGUACCCCGAAGGGAGUGCGGUUGAAAGGAUGCUCCAAUGAACCAUAUUUUGGGAGUCUGACAGCUUUGGUGUGCCAGCAUUCCAUCACACCCUUGGCCUUGCCCUGCAAGCUGCUCAUUCCAGAGAGAGAUCCAUUGGAGGAAAUAGCAGAAAGUUCUCCCCAAACAGCAGCCAAUUCAGCUGCUGAGCUGUUGAAGCAGGGAGCAGCCUGCAACGUGUGGUACUUGAACUCUGUGGAGAUGGAGUCCCUCACUGGCCACCAGGCAGUCCAGAAGGCCCUGAGCAUGACCCUGGUUCAGGAGCCUCCCCCAGUGUCCACGGUGGUGCACUUCAAAGUGUCUGCCCAGGGCAUUACCCUGACAGACAAUCAGAGGAAGCUCUUCUUCCGGAGGCAUUACCCCGUGAACAGCGUGAUUUUCUGUGCCUUGGACCCACAGGACAGGAAGUGGAUCAAAGAUGGCCCUUCCUCCAAAGUCUUUGGUUUCGUGGCCCGGAAGCAGGGCAGCGCCACAGACAAUGUGUGCCACCUGUUUGCAGAACAUGACCCUGAGCAACCCGCCAGCGCCAUUGUCAACUUUGUGUCAAAGGUCAUGAUUGGCUCCCCAAAGAAGAUCUGAGAGUCCCUCAUAACCCAGACCCACUGGAUGCCUCUCACAACCCUCAAGAGGGCAGUGGGGUCAGGUGGGGCCCCCAAUUUGUACCAAACUGAUACUUGUGGCAUUUUAGGCCCAGGAGGGGAAAGAGGAUCUUACAAACAGGAACAAACAACAUCACCGCACAUUGGCCUUUCUUGAAAGUAACUUCUUGUCCUACACAUCUCUGCAGCCGGGUGCUUUCUGGGUAUAAGGAGCUGGGCACAGGGCAUGCCUACCUUGGGUCCAGAAGGCUUGGUGGGCCGCAAAUUCCCAGCACAUCGGCAUCUGUGAGGAUGAGGAACGCCCAGCACUUCACUUAGCAGGGAAGCUGAAUGACCACAGCACCCUGCCAUCAGCAGAAGCACCCCUGCCCACGAAUGCCCAAGGCCAGUGGUCUCCCUCACUUUGGUCUUCCCACAGCAGAGAUGUUGACAAAACUGAGAAGGGGAUGCAUGUUUGAUGAAGGUUUGCGUAGGUCAGGCCCUUCUGGAACACAGCGGGGACAUGAAGGAGGCGACGGAGGUGUGGACUGUGAGGAUGAGGGCGGUGGAGGAGCAGGGGAUGUCAGACCCCACCCACAUGUGGUGACGACUCUACGCUCCUGCUUCCACAUGGCGAGCAGGCCGGGGAGGACCCUGAGGGGAGAAACAAGAAAACCGAAGCAAAAAAAUGCCAUUUCUAUGUAAUUUAUAUUUUACUUAUGCCAAAUUAUUUAUAACAGUUUGCCAUUGCUAUACUGUACCAGUGUCAAAUGCUGCAGCCGGCCAAGCUGUGACUUUUAGGAGGCUCAUCCUCCUGUGGGACACACCACAGGCCCCUGGGUCCUGAAAUAGAAGGUGAGCUGUGGACUCAGGGUCAUGCCCUCAAGUCCACCAUCUGUGGUGCUGCCAAAAGGUGGUCUUGCCCCAAACAGCCUACCCCUGCACUUACUCACCGUUAUAUCUCCCAAUGGGGGAUGAGCUCCUCUCUGACGGGGAAAGUCUGGGGCAGGGGUGUGGGGGUGGGAAACUCUGGGGUCAGUCUCAACAUUCCCUGCUUGGGCUUGCUAGGGGUCACCUUCAGGCCUGAGCUCAGCUAUUGUCAACUCACCACGUGCUCUCAGCAGCACCUUUGACUUCUUGGUAGGUUCCUGUGUGGCAUGACAUGCAGGGGCAGAAAGGAGGGAAAGCAUGAAUGCUAAUGCCUAGCGGCUGUUUUGGAUGCCACUUUGCUACAUCUUCUCAGCCACCCAAUUGGGUGUGACUUUCAAUGCUUAGAUGUGCAUUCCAGUGCAGUGCUUUCCCACCUGUGUCUGUCAGCCACCAGAGGUUAGAAGCUGAUGACCCUGGCACUUCCCUGAGCGUGAGAUGGAGCUGGGCCACGUGGCACAGACCUCCAUCUGCUUUCCUCAGAACCCGGUGUGGCCUGUGGGCACUCUGGUUGUCCCCAUUGUGACCCAUUCUGAAAUUCCUGUUCUUCUGUGCUUUCAAAAGUUCAGUCCUAGCUAGGAGUCCACACAGAUAUCACAGACGACAGUUAUCAAGCUGGGAUCUGGAAAUGUGAAUGGCGGAUUCUCUGUUUUAAAGUGAUAGAUAGAGGAAGAUGUAGCUACUAGCAGAGUUGGAACCACCUGAAUCAUGAUGAGCAUCAUUGUGUGUGUGUGUGUGUGUGUGUGUGUGUGUGUGUGUGAGAGAGAGAGAGAAAGAGAGAGAGAGAGAGAGAGCAAUUGGACCACUCCACUCUCAGCUCCUAUUGAUGCACCAAACACAAGUGCCUCUUUUCUGUGCCAAAUGUUUGCCUUGGUCUUCAGAGACCUCCUUCCCAGAAGCAUACUAACAUGGCUAUUACAGACGAUGUGCCAGCAUUACCCGGAGGCCCUGGUGUCUUCAGUGGAGACUCCAACAUUUCAGCUUUUCAUCCACUGCAGGAAUCCAGAUAAGGGGAGCUGAGGUUUGUGCUGUCCCAAAGAGGUUCCAUAUCCUGUAGUGGUUUAUACUCAUGUGUAACCUAAAGGGACAGAGAGCGAUUAGAAAUCAGAGUCCGACACUGUGCAGUAUUCAGAAGCACAACCUAUGGUUGAAUUACAAAGACACUGGGGCCUCCUGCAAAGGUCCUCCUGAAGCACAUGUAAGAAGCCUUGCAAAUUUUCUUUUUAAAGUGACUGACCAGUGUGUUUUUCAUUCAAGAUAAAUGUGUUCAAGGGCAUCAAGGAAUUUGCUUAAAGCAAAGAGCUUCCUUGGAGGAACCAGAGGAAGCCAGUUUCCAGUCUCCUAUGAGAUGGCGCAACAGGUUUCUUUCUUCCUCAUGUGUUUGAAACAAUGAAACGAGUCCCCAUCCACAGGCUGUACCGUGCACUCAGAAACAAGGGACAGGAGUAUUCUCCAGUCAUUUUGUUCCUGGGGCUCCAGUUGGGCACAGGCAUAUGGUCCUGGGAAUAAAUGCAGUGGAUUCAUAAUAGCGAUGCCCAACACUUAGGAUAACCAGGAUCCUUUAACCUACUCAUUAAACAUGGUAUUGUACUCCUCCAGUGUUAAGCUAUAACCGUGUUAAAAGUCACACUGCAUUUAUCCUCAGUGUCAAAGACCUUGUAAUGUCUCCUUAUCUGCCUUACCUGUUAGCGAGUAUUUUUACUUUUCCAAUAUUGUAAAGAAUAUAUAUCCAGUAUGUAAAUGAAUGUUCUAUAAAUCCUUUGUAUAGUCAUUUUCUCUGCUUUAAAUAUCAUCUCUAUUCAGAGUAUAAUAAAAAUUAUGAACUUGGUAA
Messenger RNA from Sciurus carolinensis (gray squirrel), 7532 nucleotides. RefSeq names its product tensin 3 (gene Tns3). Gene Ontology annotation, molecular function: protein binding; phosphatase activity. The transcript is spliced from 31 exons. Lineage: Eukaryota; Metazoa; Chordata; Mammalia; Rodentia; Sciuridae. Gene Ontology annotation, biological process: dephosphorylation. Bases 435 to 4775 code for a protein of 1446 amino acids. The record is from RefSeq and is a predicted model, not a curated record.